Molecule: messenger RNA, 1262 nt
Organism: Erythranthe guttata (spotted monkey flower)
Lineage: Eukaryota; Viridiplantae; Streptophyta; Magnoliopsida; Lamiales; Phrymaceae
Source: RefSeq, a predicted model, not a curated record
GUAUAAAGACGACCCUUACGACAGAGUGUGGGCCCCAGCUGUACGCAAACAUGGACUAAUUGACGUUGCAAGUGAUGCUCCCCAUAUUCGAACCGGUAUAUUAGACCGGCCUCCCUAUGCAGUGCUCCAAAAUGCAAUGACUGCAGUUAACCCAUCCGAUAGGAUAAAAUUUCGAUUGCAAUUCCCUCCGGUUAAUUUUAAUAUCUACUUAAGUAUGUAUUUUUCCGAAGUGGCUAUGCUCAACACAACCACCGAAAAAAGAUCCUUUCAACUUCUUAUAGACGACGAACCCGUUUUGGAUAGUCCGAUUGUACCGCCUUAUGGGAGUUGCCUCGAAGUGUACGAUAGCAAUAUUACGGUUUUUUCGAAUAUUACAUUUGCUUUGGCCCCUAUGGAGGAAUCGACAUUGCCACCUAUUAUUAAUGCAAUGGAAAUUUUCCUUAUCGGAGAUUUGCUCGAAGAUGGAACCGAUAGCAAAGAUGUUGAGGGAUUAUUGAUUUUGCAAAGUGCUUUCGGUGUGCUACAAGAUUGGAGCGGCGAUCCGUGUUUACCGAAGCCUUAUUCGUGGGAAUGGAUCGAGUGUAACAGCGACCCUAGGCCGCGAGUAACAGCACUGUAUCUUAGUAGCUUUGAUCUCACAGGGGUGGUUCCAGAUUUUAGUACAAUGGAUGCACUUGAAACAAUAGAUUUUCAUAAUAACACCUUAAAAGGGCCAAUCCCUGAAUUCCUUGCCACAUUACCUAAUCUUAAACAACUGAAUCUGGCAAUCAACGAAUUCAGCGGCCCUGUACCGGAUUCUUUGUCGAAGAAAAUCGGCCUAAAUUUAGUGGUAACAGGCAAUCCUGAUCUCUGCACAUCAGGGAACUCUUGCAAGACUUAUACUAGUUCUUCACUAACCGAAUAAUCGAGGAUUGGGCUAUUCUGCACUACGACGAAGAUGAAGAAAAAGAUAAGUUUCUUCGAUUUUUGUUAUCUGAGUUUAAGUUAUUAAUAUGUUAGGCUAUUUUCAUAGUAAGUUCCCGAUUAGAAGUUAUCGGUUCAGGGUAUAUUAGUUGGCACCAACAAAUACCGAUAAUUCCUUCGUUACCAAAAAAAAAAAAAAAAAAAACGGAAUUAGGAGCCAUGAAUAAGUCAACGAUGACAAGGAAGAUUUUUGUGCAAGAAUCUAAAUGCCAGCAAAGUGUUGCAGCUAAAUCUACACCAAUCAAAACAUACCAAGAUACUGCCUGAUACUUGAAAGGUUUCGAUAUAUUUUCGAGAUC